AUGUCUGGUCGUGGAAAAGGAGGCAAAGGGCUAGGAAAAGGAGGAGCGAAACGCCAUCGCAAGGUGCUCAGGGACAACAUCCAGGGCAUCACCAAGCCGGCUAUUCGUCGUCUGGCUCGUCGUGGUGGUGUGAAGCGUAUCUCUGGACUGAUCUACGAAGAGACACGUGGAGUGCUGAAGGUGUUUCUGGAGAAUGUGAUUCGCGACGCUGUCACCUACUGCGAACACGCCAAAAGAAAGACCGUCACCGCCAUGGACGUCGUGUACGCCCUCAAGCGCCAAGGACGCACACUGUACGGCUUCGGUGGAUAA
Molecule: messenger RNA, 312 nt
Organism: Angiostrongylus costaricensis
Lineage: Eukaryota; Metazoa; Nematoda; Chromadorea; Rhabditida; Metastrongylidae
Source: the annotation of a GenBank genome assembly